UCUACACGAGGCCAGGUUGUAGAAGCCCUUAGUUUCAGAGCCCUUCUCUGUCCCUCCCUGCCUCUGGACCUCUUCACUGUUCCCCUCGCCGUGUGCCCUAAGGAGGAAUGUUCCAGAGCAGAGCUGUGAUCCUGAGCACCCUCUCCCUGGCUUUCCUGCUGAGUCUCCCAGGGGCUGCGGCCAUCAAGGACCAUGAGUUAUCUAAUGCUGCGUUUGUCCAGACGCAUAGCCCGUCAGGGGAGUAUAUGUUUGAGUUUGAUGAGGAUGAGAUGUUCUACGUGGACCUGGAGAAGAAGCAGACAGUUUGGCAUCUGCCAGAGUUUGGUCAAGCCUUCACCUUUGAUGCUCAGGGCGGGCUUGCCAACAUUGCCAUACUGAAGAACAACUUGAAUGCAGUGAUCCAUCAUUCGAACCGCACCCAGGCCCCCAACGAUCCCCCUGAGGUGACCGUGUUUCCCAAGCAGCCCGUGGAGCUGGGCGAGCCCAACAUCCUCAUCUGCCAUGUGGACAAGUUCUUCCCACCCGUGCUCAAUGUCACAUGGCUGCGGAAUGGGCAGCCAGUCACCGAAGGUGUUUCAGAGAGCAUCUUCCUGCCACGCACAGAUUACAGUUUCCACAAGUUCCUCUACCUGACCUUCCUUCCCAACACCGAGGACGUCUAUGACUGCAAGGUGGAGCACUGGGGCCUGGACGAGCCGUAUCUCAAGCACUGGGAGCCCCAGGAGCCCAUCCAGGUGACAGAGACGACGGAGACUGUGGUCUGUGCCCUGGGCCUGCUGGUGGGCCUGGUGGGCAUCAUCGUGGGCACCGUGCUCAUCAUCAGGGCUCUGCGUUCCAGUCGCGACCCCCGCGCCCAGGGACCCCUGUGAAAAAAUUUCUGAAAGAAGAUUAAGGAGAAAUUUGAAUCCCAGGUGCCCUACAAACUCUACCCUCAGCUUCAUUCUCAAUUCCUGUGCUCUGUACUCUGCUGAUCAACUUCCUUGAAGAUGCUUCAAGUCUGAGGCUGUGGACUUGCCUGAUCCCAUCUGAGGACCCUUCAAGUCCGUAUUUGUGACCUUAGAGCCCUUAGCCCUUAGUAAUGUUCCCAAUACAUACAAGGCAAUGGAUCACUGUUAAUGCUGGCGUGGAGAUCAUCGCUUCGCUGGAGUUCGUAGCCUCGGGUUUCCUCAGCAGAGCCCUUUACUGCCCCCUUUCUGAGAAUACUGAGACCAAUAAACUCUUCAGUAUUUCAGAGCCAACAAA
Messenger RNA from Chinchilla lanigera (long-tailed chinchilla), 1242 nucleotides. RefSeq names its product HLA class II histocompatibility antigen, DP alpha 1 chain. The coding region runs from base 108 to 869 and encodes 253 amino acids. NCBI's taxonomy places the organism in Eukaryota, Metazoa, Chordata, Mammalia, Rodentia, Chinchillidae. Gene Ontology annotation, cellular component: membrane; MHC class II protein complex. Gene Ontology annotation, molecular function: MHC class II protein complex binding. The record is from RefSeq and is a predicted model, not a curated record. Gene Ontology annotation, biological process: immune response; antigen processing and presentation of exogenous peptide antigen via MHC class II; immunoglobulin production involved in immunoglobulin-mediated immune response. The transcript is spliced from 6 exons.